UGACGAACAUAACAGUGUGACGAACGGGUGCUUGCUUGAAAAUGUAAUAAGGAAGUGGACAUUUUUUCGAAAAAACGAAAAACACAUCUUCACACGGGACAGAUUUCGAACUUUUUAAAUUAAUUACCGAUCGUUUAAUGUUCCGGGCGGUAUAGUCACCUUGGACAUACCCACAAGCCCGUAAUUACUCUUCACCGAACCGUUGUUACUAACGCUAGCUUGCUAGUUAGCUAUGAAUACAGACGUGGAAUUUCACAUCAGACAGAAUUACCCGUGGAACAAGCUACCAGCAAAUGUCAAACAGAGUCUUGGAAACUCUCAGCGCGAAUAUGAGAAGCAUGUGUUACUGUACAGUAUCAGGAAUCAGCUGCGAUUCCGCAAUAACCUAGUGAGACACGUGAAGAAGGACGAGCGCAAGUACUACGAGGAGCUGCUCAAGUACAGCCGGGAGCACCUCAUGCUGUACCCCUACCAUCUGUCCGACAUCAUGGUGAAGGGCCUGCGGGUCACCCCCUUCUCCUACUACAUCAGCAUCAUGGAGGACAUCAUGAACAGCGAGAAGAGUUACGACUCCCUCCCCAACUUCACCGCCGCUGACUGUCUCAGGCUCCUGGGCAUUGGGAGGAACCAGUACAUUGACCUGAUGAACCAGUGCAGGUCAUCCAAAAAAUUCUUCCGCAGGAAAACGGCGCGGGACCUGCUCCCGGCGAAGCCCGUGGAGAUCUCGGUGGAGCCCUGGUGGGUGGCGCAGACGGGCUACAUCACCGAGGACGACAUCAGGAUCUGCUCGACCGCGGAGAGGAAGGCGAUUGAUAAGAUGAUCGAUGCUGGUCCGCAGCUGGCCGGAUCGAUGGAAUACAACGUGGUGCUGAGUCUGUACAACAGAGGUUUCAUAUACCUAGAUGUACCCAUAUCAGAUGACAGCUGCAUUUCAGUUCCACCGCUGGAAGGGUUCGUGAUGAACAGGGUCCAAGGAGAUUAUUUUGAAACACUUCUUUAUAAAAUAUUUGUGUCCAUUGAUGAGCAGACUAAUGUGUCUGAGCUAGCUAAUGUACUUGAGAUCGACUUGGGUUUGGUGAAGAAUGCUGUGUCCAUGUACUGUCGCCUGGGUUUCGCGCUGAAGAAGGGCCAGGUCAUCAGCCCGGACCAGCUCCACCCCACCUGGCGGAGCGCCCCCUGUGUCAACAGGCUCAAGAGUACAAUGGACCCACAGAAGAUGCUGCUGUCAUGGGAGGGGGGCAGCCCGGUGAUGGAGGCGGGAUCCUCAGCCACGGACACUGACACCACCAGCCUGGAGGACCAAGACACGGCCAGCGUGAGCAGCCUGAGCAUCCCCGCCGGGCCAAUCAAGAGGAUCGCCUUCCUGUUCGACUCCACCCUCACCGCCUUCCUCAUGAUGGGGAACCUCUCACCUAACUUGAAGAGUCAUGCAGUCACCAUGUUUGAAGUGGGGAAACUUUCCGAUGAAACUCUGGACAGUUUUUUGAUGGAACUGGAGAAGGUGGAGAGUACAGCAGAAGGAGAAGCUCAGAGGUAUUUUGACCAUGCACUGACCCUCAGGAACACGAUACUGUUUCUGCGCUAUAAUAAGGAGCUCACCUCAGACGCUGAGCAACCAAAUAUAGGCCUGCCCCUGGACCUGCUGCGCUGCGAGAGCCUCCUGGGCCUGGACCCCGCCACCUGCAGCCGCGUCCUCAACAAGAACUACCGGCUGCUGGUCUCCAUGGCGCCGCUCAGCAACGAGAUCCGGCCAAUCAGCAGCUGCACGCCUCAGCACAUCGGCCCGGCCAUCCCGGAGGUCAGCUCCAUCUGGUUCAAGCUCUACCUGUACUACGUGACCGGUCAGGGGCCGCCGUCGCUGCUGCUGUCCAAAGGCUCCCGUCUUCGGAAGCUUCCGGACACCUUCCAGGCUUAUGACCGGCUGCUGAUAACCUCCUGGGGUCACGACCCCGGCGUCGUCUCGGCGUCCAAUGUGCUGACCAUGCUCAACGAUGCCCUGACCCACUCCGCCGUGCUGAUACAGGGCCACGGUCUCCACGGCCACGGGGAGACCGUUCACAUCCCCUUUCCGUUCGAUGAGGAGGACCUCAAAGGAGAGUUCUCCUACAGCAACAUGUGCGUGCACAAGGCCCUGCGGACCCUGCGGGAGCAGGUGGACCUGGAGCACCUGUGCGGCUACGUCACCAUGCUGAACCCCGCCAACCGGCACCGCCGCAGGCUCAGCGAGUGCUCCGACAGCCGAGGGGACAUGGAGCUCGGCGGAGGGUUUGACGCCAAUGGCAGCACGGAGUCCUUCGAGCUCGUCACUGAGGAAAAUAACGGCGAAGGGAACAAAAAGCAAGGGACAGAAGCGCCCUCGGCAGAAGAAGAGUGGGUGCCCCUGGAGCUGUGUUUCGGAAUGCCCCUCUUUAGCUCCGACCUGAACCGCAGAGUGUGUCAGAAGAUCGCCUCCCAUCAGCUCUGCAGCAAAGACAGCCUGCAGAAACUAUUACAUUCCAGCCGAAAACUGUCCUUGAAGGUGCUAAGCUUUGUGCAGUCGUUCCAGGAGGGCAGCCAGCCCGCUGACCCAGACAGCGGCGUCUCCUCUCCCCUGAGCCAGCCCUCGGCGGAGUCGGGCGUGCCCCUGCCCGCCCGCAACCUGCUCUUCAAGGAGGGCCACCUGAGCGAGUGGAGCGGGCGGGCCCCGCCCUCCCUCCACAUCUCCACCCUGCAGAAAGACCAGCCCACCUAAAGCCCCGCCCUCCCUCCACAUCUCCACCCUGCAGAAAGACCAGCCCACCUAAAGCCCCGCCUCC
Molecule: messenger RNA, 2795 nt
Organism: Anguilla rostrata (American eel)
Lineage: Eukaryota; Metazoa; Chordata; Actinopteri; Anguilliformes; Anguillidae
Gene: fam91a1
Product: family with sequence similarity 91 member A1
Exons: 24
Coding region: 233-2731 (832 amino acids)
Biological process (GO): intracellular protein transport
Cellular component (GO): cytoplasmic vesicle; trans-Golgi network
Source: RefSeq, a predicted model, not a curated record